AAAAUUUUGAAUUUUUGACGCCAAUUUCUCCGUUCCUAUUUGUUUCUGUACAAAAUCCUUUAUAGUAUGAACGUGUCCUCUAAUGGUCAACAAUUGCUGCAAGUUUCAUCAAAUUCGGAGGUAGGGGCUAUUCGAAAGUUGAGCCAAUAUUUAUAAUAUGUCCGUAAAUUUACAUAAUAAACAUAUAUACAUACAUUUUUUAGAAGAACAAUGGAAGUUUCUGAUUACCUUAACUGACGAGUUUUAUCCCAUUGGAAAAGCUUGGGGAUUCUUUUUUCCCGUAAUAUCCAUCCGUCAUUCGAAUGGUUUAGAGACAAUAUUAAGCAGCACAAAACAUAUCAAAAAGAGUCUUCUUUAUGAUGUUUUACAACCUUGGUUCGGUACAGGUCUUCUCACUAGUGGAGAAAGUUCGAUAUUAGCAAUAACGCAGCCACGGCUGACCGGUCGCACAAACAAAGUCAAGCAACCCGCUCUCUCACACAAAGGAAAGAUUCAUGCUAUAAACAUUGCGGUCGCAAACAAGUAACGAUCACUUCGGGUCGUCACGUGAAAACGUCAGCUCGAUGACGUAGGCCGCCGAUGGCCAAUCAUCCUCCCGAAAAUAUUGGUAAUCUGCCUGGAGGGAGCCUCGUCUCGAAGGUGAUAAAAGAUCACCGCUGCGCCGCGGAAUCGAUUCUCGUUCGCAGAUCACCCCCCAAGUAUAUCUAUACGACCGCUUAUACACC
Messenger RNA from Temnothorax curvispinosus, 725 nucleotides. RefSeq names its product cytochrome P450 4V2-like. The record is from RefSeq and is a predicted model, not a curated record. The coding region runs from base 158 to 526 and encodes 122 amino acids. Gene Ontology annotation, molecular function: heme binding; monooxygenase activity; oxidoreductase activity, acting on paired donors, with incorporation or reduction of molecular oxygen. The transcript has 3 exons. Lineage: Eukaryota; Metazoa; Arthropoda; Insecta; Hymenoptera; Formicidae.